UUUUUUACAGGAACUGAAAAUACAUCUCUUGACUCGUAUGGAUUUGGAAUAAGUGAAACACUUCAAGAAAGCCUAACUGCAUUGUACGCUCUAACAUUCAUUACUGCUUUGCUUGGUAACAUACUCCUCAUAUACAUCAUAAGGCAGCGACGUCCUCUAACUCCAAUGUCCAUACUGAUUGUCAAUAUGGCAGCAUCAGAUCUUCUUACAGCCUUAUUCACAAUGCCAUACUCUGUUGCGUUUCUAUAUGUGCAGACCCACUGGUUUGGUGGCAUCGCCGGCAAAAUUACUUGCAAGCUACUGCACUUUGUCAUUGGCUCAACAAUCGCUUCUUCUAUAUUUGCUUUAUUAGCAAUUUCUGGUGAACGAUAUAUCGCAGUUGUAAAGCCCCUCUGGUACCCGGCAUUUACAAGGAGGCCCAUCUUGCUAUCAGUUUCAAUAUGGCUUUCGUCUGUCUUAUUCAUGUGCGCAUUUCUCUUCGUUUACGUGCAGACCGACAUCAAUGGACCUCAUUGCUAUGCAGAAUGGGAAGCCGUUUUUAACAAUGCGAAUCUGAGUCCGAGAAUAUUCUAUUCCACAGUUGCUGUUACGCUUUAUAUUUUACCUCUUACCGCCAUUGCUAUCUCGUCGGCGAUCAUUAUGAGGAAGUUGAAAGACCAGAAAAUACCUUUUUGUGCAUUUCACCAUACAACAAGAGAGGCGAAGUUUAAAAAACGAAAUCGCUACAUUAUGCGGUUGCUUUUGGCCAUCGUUAUACUUUUUGCAGUUUGUUGGCUUCCUGUUCAUUUGUUACACUUUUUAAUAUUUUUCUAUGAAGACAUUUACUUGGCAUUGCCACAGUCUGUUCCAUUGCUCUUAUUUUGGGUCUCACACGCCAACAGUGCACUCAAUCCCUGCGUGGUAAUCCUUCUAAAUGGUUCGUUUCGCAAGACGUUAAUGGAUUUGAUUAGAAGUCUAAGCUGUCGCCUACGCUUCAAGUCAAACCGCGUGAAUUGCGUAAGUUAUGAGUUUUUCCAGCCAUUUGAUACAAGACUAAGACAAAGAUGUACUGUUGAUGCAUCAGUACAGUGGAAUAAACAUCCUCGUUCUUCUCCAGUCAUUCUCUUCGAUAUCAAAACAAUCCCACAAGAGAGUUAG
This is a messenger RNA of Porites evermanni, 1137 nucleotides long. The record is from the annotation of a GenBank genome assembly. NCBI's taxonomy places the organism in Eukaryota, Metazoa, Cnidaria, Anthozoa, Scleractinia, Poritidae.